AUGCAUCACCUCAGCUUCUUCAAUCUGUUCCAGCUAUCGACCCUUCUAUUCAGCUUGGCUUUGCUGGCUCAACUCCAACCUGGUGAUUCACUUUCAUCACCCAAAAUAAGUGUCAACCGACGAGAUCUCCUUCAGACGAUUGGAUCUGUCACAGCGGGAGGACUCCUUUUGGGUGACACGACGACGAACCCGCAAGCGUCAAUAGCAGCAGCAGCAGAAGAAAACCUACAAGGUCCCAUUGCCGUCCUCGGUGCCAGUGGCCGCACCGGUGCACUCUGUGUGGUAGCGUGUUUAGAGCGUGGAAUUCCCGUCAAGGCCUUGACCAGAACGGGAUCUUGGGAUUUGCCGACCUUUGCCAGUGAAUUAAAAACGGAUGGCUUGUUGUCCGUUUCGUCCUGUGACGUCAAGGACUCCUCAGCACUCCAAACGAGCCUUCAAGGUUGUCGUGCGGUCAUUUAUGCGGCAUCCGCCAGCAAAAACGGUGGCAAUCCCAAGGCAAUCGACAAUGAUGGUGUGGUAGCUGCUGGCAAAGCUUGUUUGGAGGCCAGUGUGCCACGAUAUGUUGUCUUGUCUUCGACGGCAACCACCCGUCCCAAGAGUUUGGGGUACAAGUUCACCAACCUACUGGGAGGUAUCAUGGACGAGAAGAGAAAGGGAGAAGAGGAAGUCAUCAGUCUGUUUGGCAAAUCCUCUUCCUCAUCGUCAUCGUAUACGAUUGUCCGACCCGGCGGUCUGGAAGAACCAAAAGAAAACAAGGUUCUAGGAGCUUCCACGCUGGAAGUAUCCCAAGGCGAUGUCUUGGCUGGAAUCAUUAGUCGUGCCGAUUUGGCAGAAGCAACAGUCGAGUUGGCCUUGUCCAAGGCAACAAACGUCAAGAACACGGCACUCGAAGUGUAUUACACGGAAUCGGCUCAGCCCUGCGAAGGUCGUUUCAAGUCACAAAUGAAAGAUGGGGUGCGUUUGCAUGGGGAUACCUACGAAGAACUAUUUCGAGGAAUUCAGCCAAAUGUGGAUUACUUCACUAUCCUACCGAGUAGACAAAUUGCAAGAGAAUCAUCAUCGCCGGCACACCUUACGCCAGCAUGGAUAGCACAGCUCGGUCGUCCGUACCAAUAUAGUUGA
This is a messenger RNA of Cylindrotheca closterium, 1122 nucleotides long. The record is from the annotation of a GenBank genome assembly. NCBI's taxonomy places the organism in Eukaryota, Bacillariophyta, Bacillariophyceae, Bacillariales, Bacillariaceae.